Messenger RNA from Trypanosoma grayi, 312 nucleotides. RefSeq lists its product as hypothetical. Bases 1 to 312 code for a protein of 103 amino acids. Lineage: Eukaryota; Euglenozoa; Kinetoplastea; Trypanosomatida; Trypanosomatidae. The transcript has a single exon. The record is from RefSeq and is a predicted model, not a curated record.
AUGAUCAAAAAGAUUAAGAACACUCGGUUUCUAUGCGGCAUAUCUUGCAUUACCCGGGUGCAGUUUGUGAUGAAACAGCCGUUAUUUUUAGUACUAAGGCAUUUUUUUUUAAGUUUGCUUACCAGUAGACGUGCGCACAAAUUUCCGGGUCGUACAGAAAGUGGGGAGCUGGUGGAGUUUACGAGGCUUCCAAUGGGGUAUAACUUUAGCUCGGAAAUAUUGCAUACUAACGCGAGAGCUCGGCUGGAGCCUCAGAAAUCGCAAAACCGAGACAUAUACCACUGCGUCAGUUACCGAUGCGCGUUUGGAUAG